AUGUAUAUGUAAACUAAAUCUUUUAUAGCAAGUUUCAUUAAACUGUUAAAUCAAGGCUUUAAUCAUGCAAGUUGUUUCCAUUUUAAAGUUUGAACAUGCUGGAAAGUUUAGUUGUCGUCCAAGUUUGAAUGAACAAGAUUUUGAUGGUUAUUUAGACUACCUUGCUUCUUUAAAUACAUACUAUGAUAACAAUGAUGGAAAUGAUUCAAUGUGUUUACCACAAAUAGGAAAGUUGUGUGCUGCAUACACAUCCUUUGGUGAUUCUGAUAAAAAGUUAUGGUAUCGUGGUAAAAUGACAACUAUUUUUACUAGCAUCGGUGGAUUUAUUGCACGACUCUUUCUGGUUGACGAAGGACACACAGUGUGUGUUACAAAAGCAAGAUUAAGAGUCUUACACUCCAAGUUUGAAAAUUUCCCUCAUCAGUUUAUCCAGUGUUUACUUGAUGGUAUUGUUCCUGUCAGUUUGUCUCCAGAUAUUAAUCUUCAGAUGUCAAUGCAGAAAUCACAGUAUUUUGAUAACUCAGCCACAAAGUUUGUAGAUAAUAUCAUUAAUGGUAAAAUUACUGCUAUUAAAGUAGUUUCAGAGAAUUCGGAUUGCUCGAAAAAUGUUAUAUUGUAUGUACAAGAAAAAAGUUCAUGGUGUAAUGUUAAUGAAUUGCUUGUAAAUUCUAAUUUUGCCUCUUGUUCUUCUUGCCCCUCAGUCCCUCAAUCAAAUGGUUUAAACUGUUCAAAUGAUUUUCUUUCAAAUACUUUAAAUCAAACAAACUAUAAUGUAUCUCAACUAAAUGCUUCCAAACAUAAAAAUUAUGAUGCUCCUCCACAAAAUGCCAAAAAACAUUCAGAAAAAUAUGACACAUUUCAACACGAUGAAUUUCAAGAAGCAUCUUCACAUAAUUCCAGUAGUCAUUUAAGACAAACUUCACUAUUAAUAAACAAACCUGAAUUACAAUCUAUUGAAACUUUUAGUAACUAUGAAACUUUACAAAAGCAGACUUAUGAACAUCAAGCAGUGUAUAAUGGCUAUACAAUUUCACAAAAAGAAAGUUAUGAACAACUAACUGUGUGUGAUGAUUUUGAUCAUACGAUUUCACAAAAACUUAAAGAUGAGCAACAAGAAGUGUGUAGAAGUUAUGCAAACAAAGACUCUGAAGAAUUACAGAAUUUGCUUAAUAGUACUCACAAUAGUUUUACUCCUAAAAACAUUUGCAAUAAUAUAUCUUUAAAUUUUUCAGAAAAAGAAAAUACUACCAAGAUUCAAUCCUCGGAAUUAAAAAAAAAGAUUCCAUCUAAAGAAAAUAAUGAAGCCAAAGAAUUUUUAGAAAUAUUACCUAAUGAUUUUCAAAAUGAACAAACUUCUCCUAAAAAUAAUCAAUUUCGUAUGAUUGAUAGCCAUUCUAUUACGCCUAAGUCUUUUAGUCCAUUUGUAUUUCUUAAUUCAAAUGAAAGCUCAACAAAUGGUUCAGAUUUAAUUGAUGCAUAUCCCGUAUUAAAAGCUCUCUCUGUUGGGUGUGAGUCAAGUUGUUCAACAAACACUGAUGACAUCUUUGUUUAUGGUAAACUAAAGAGAGCUCCAUUUGAAAGAAUAUCAAAUUUGAAUUUGCCACUUCCUCUAAAAAGAAAGGUUAUAGAUUUAGGUUUUGAGUUACCUACUCGAUUUCAGUCGCAUUUAUAUCCUGCUGUGGUGGCGUUUCGACAUAUAGUUUGUAUACCUGAGCCUAACAGUUCUUAUGUUUCAAAAAUACUUGCAUAUAUUUUACCAAUCGCAAAGAGUUUAGUUAAUGAUGAAAAUAAAAGUUUUGGCAAGGGAAAUGGGCCAUUAGUGCUAAUAUGUGUCUCUGAUUGGGUUGAGGCUCAACAAGUGUAUGAUGUUUGUUCAAAUCUGGUUAGUUAUUACAAAAAGACUGUGCGUGUUGAUAUCUUUUAUGGUGGCAUGGGCAACGAAGAGGAGCACAAUAUUAGGUUGAUCAAUGGUUGUGAAAUACUUGUCGUAACAAUGCCUGCUUUAAUUAGAAUUCUUUAUAAUGAAUUCACAAAUCUAAAACGUUUGCGCCAUCUUAUUUUUGACAAUGCAGAUAUUUUAGUAGAAAAAUAUACUGAAGAUAUAAAAAUUUUUAUGAGGCUAUUUGUUCAAACGUUGAAGGAAAUGAAAAGAAGUGAAUCUACACAACAAAUAAUUGUUAUGGCAAAGAAGUGGUCCUAUGGAGUCCGGUCUUUUAUGAAUAGCUACCUUGCAGAGCCUUUAGUAAUAAUUGGAAAUAAAAUUGAAGCAGCAUUGUUUGCAGAAGUACCGAUGGUAGUACAAUUGUGCAAUUCUGUUGAAAGAUUAGACUAUUUAAUAGGUUUUCUUGAAACUGAUGCAAAUGACAAGAACACAAUAAUAUUUACAAACUCAGCAAACAAUGCAGAUGAACUACAAGACCAGUUAACAAGAUACAGCAUAUUUGCAAAUGUAAUAACUGAGUUCAUGUCUCCGUCUUCAGUAAAAGAUGUAAAACUUGCAUGGAAUGCUUCACUAAAGAAAAAAAAUAAUUUUUUAAUAAUGAGCGAUAAAUCAGUUUUAAGCUCUGGAAUCAAAAAUGGAUCAUGUAUUGUUCAUUAUGAUUUUUGUUGUAGUAAGAGUGAUUUUGGGAAUCGAUUAAAUUGCUUGCAAGAGGUUAUGAGAGAAAAUGAGGAUUCAGUUUCCAAGAAAGAGUUAUGUGUAUUGAUUUUUGUAACAGAAUUAGAUAAUGGCAUGCGAUACUCUACAGGUCUUGUUAAACUUCUAAAAAGGUCUGGUCAAGAAGUGUCUGAAGAAUUACAAUCUAUGGCUAUUUCCUCACAUGAGAUAAAGGAAUCUCAAAAAGAAUUCAAUGAGUUUUGCUACCAAAUAAAGAUGCUUGGUUAUUGCAAUGACAUCAGUGACUGUAUUCAGAGGCAUACUGCUUUUCCGCAACAAGAUUUUAUUGGAUUAUGUCCGUCAGCUGGUUAUGUGAAGGUUGUUAUUCUUUCUGUAAUUGAUGCAUCAAGCUACUGGGGUCGCAUUAUAGAACAUAAUUUACCAUUUAAAAAAGAAAACACCUCAUAUCCUUCAAUGCAAUAUGUGAAGUUAGCUAUAGACAUCCAGCUUUAUUAUGCUAACAAGAGUUUUCAUCAACAAUGUGUUUCGAUAAAGAAAUAUGAUAUGUGUGUUGUAAAAACUGAAUGUGGAUAUCAAAGGGUUCGAAUUGAUAAAAUUGUUGAAAAAGAACUAGAAAGACCAAAAAAAUUUCAGGUGUUUGGCAUUGAUAGUGGAAUGACCUUAACUGUGAUGUACACAGACUUGCUAGUAUGUCCACUAUCAUUUCAAAAUAUACCUCCACAGGCUGUUGAAAUCAUAGUGUGCUCUGUGAAGCCAAUUGAUAGCAGUUCGUCUUGGACUAACGAAGCUUCCCUAGCCAUUGAAAAAUUGGUUCUAGGUAAAACAUUAGAAGGUCGAGUGCAGUUCAGUCUUCAGAACACAAUUUGGGUGGAUCCACUAUUAGAAAAAGAUUUAUUAAGUGGUGUUCAAACAAAAACAUAUGUCCUUGACGUUGGAAGAGAUCUUAUUUAUCUUGGCUAUGGAGAAAAGAACAGCAAACAUGUUUCUAAUCUCCGUAAUUUAUUGUAUGACGUCCAUGGACGACCUAUGGAUACAAAUACUCAAUCAAAAAUGUUGCCAAGGUCCAUGAUUGAUAUUGAUUCUGAAUAUUUGCAUGAUGAUUAUUACGAAGAUGUCUAUAUUUCUUCGGUUGUUAACCCUGGUUUAUUUUAUGUCCAAAAAGUUGAAAGUUUUGAACUCAUUAAAAAGCUUGAUAAUAAAAUACAAGCAACUAUGGCAGUAAAAAAAUUAGAACCAAACAAAGAAGUGUUGCCUAUUGGAUAUAUUUGUGCAGCUCAAUAUAGUUCAGAUAAAAAAUGGUAUCGUGGAAAAGUGUGCGGUGUAAAUACAGAAAAUAAUGAAUAUGAUAUUUUUUUUGUUGAUCAUGGCGAUAGAGAGUGGUUAAGUAGAGAAAAAAUUGCUUUGGCUUGGGAUGAUUUAUUAAAUCAACCAUUUCAUGCAAUUGAGUGUACAUGCUCAGGUGUUCUUCCAAAUGAUGAAGGAUGGACAGACCUUGAUGGAGAAAUUAUGUGGGAAAUUAUUGUCAAUCGUUUAUUGAAUGUUAAGGUUCUUUCAACACUUGCAUCAACAUAUAUUGAUGGAAUGAUACAAUAUGAGGUGGAAAUAAUUGAUAAUACAUGCAAUCCUAGUGUAAAUAUAAAUCACGAACUUGUGGUAAGAGGUGCUGCAAAAGCUUCUCUGCAAUGUUUAAAGGAACUCUUCCCUAAUGCUACAUUAAAUCAAACCAACGAAUUUCAGAGUCUCUUGCAAAGAUGUGACAAUAUAUGUGUUGAAAUUUAUAAAGAACAGAAAAUUGAAGAUAAGCUAAUAAAGUGCAAUCAACUAAAGAAUAUUGUUUUAGACAUCAAGAAGGAUGAUAUGGUUAAACAAGGAUGUGUCUACUCUGUUUGUAAACUUUUUUCAUUGGCAAAAGAUGAUGCCUUGAUCAAAAUUCUUUUGGAGUGUUUGCAGCACUUCAUUUUGCUCAACAAACAAAAUUGCAUCAUUUUCUUUGAGGAGAACACAUUGAAAAUCUUAUGUGUUUUACUUAAAAAGACUGAUAAUGAAGAAUUGCAAAACUUGAUUUUCAAUAUAAUUCCCAAUUUUUGUGAUCAAGAAAGGUUUCUUCAGUGUUUAAAUGACAAUGGAUUUGUUAACUCAAGCUGUAGAAUAUUAAAAACAACAUCAAAUUCAGAGAUUAUUCUUUCCAUACUAAAAGGGAUUUACAUUACUCUGAAAAAAGAUGAUACAUUUGCUGGAGCCAUACGGCAUGAGGGAGCACUUGAUACAAUGAUGCAUUUUCUUGAAAGAAGGAACAAUGAUGAGAUAGUUUUACAAACUUUAGAAACACUCAGUGUUUCUCUUUCAGGAUUUAGAAACCAAGAAUACUUUUGUAACAUUGGUGGUUUGAAAUCUUUGUUCAUGUUAAUAAAACAAAAACCAUCUGAAAAGAUCAUACAACCAGUGCUACAAAUUUUUCAAGAGUUUGUAAGUUGUAAUGAAAAAAGCAGAGACUACCUGCAUAAAUUGGCUGUUCAUGACCAACUAAAAAUAUUUGUAUGUCUUCCAAUGAGAUUUAGUGUUAGUACAAAGAAACUUAUGAACAGUUUGAUUGCUCAACUCUCACCCAUUCCAAAAUCUUAUAAAGUAAUGGAAAAAAAAGAAAGUGUCAUUAAUUCAAAAAUCGUUGAAUGUUCAGAAAAAGAAGUUAUUAAAAUAUCAAAUGUAACUCCAAAAGUGCUAUGGUCACAGCGAAAUGAUACUGUUACGCUUUCGGUUCAAUUGCGUGAUGUGAAAUCAGAAGAGACAGUGUUUACACCAACAUCACUAAAAUUCAGAACUAUAUUAAAUCAGGUGGAAUAUGUUUUGGACUUACAACUUUAUAGGCAAAUAGUUCCUGAGAAAUGUUGUGUAAGUAAAAAAAGUAGUGAAGUACUUAUCAUUCUUUAUAAAGAUUUGAGUGAAAUUUGGUUGAGGUUGCCUAAAUCUCCAAAAAAAGCUUCAAACAUUUCCAUUGAUCAUGAUCGUUGGUGUGAUUCUGAAGAUGAUGAUGAAGGAGCAACUUUUGAAACAUGGUACAGAACUGGAUGUCUACCUCCACCACCUAAAUGUACAGCUUAUCAACCUGGUGAUCGUCUUUGUGUUGCUCCUCUAAAUGUAUCUGAUAGUUCAAGUGAUGAACAGACUAGUGAUUCAGAUGAAGAUUUCUCUUCUAAAGAUUACUUCAGUUUUUAGAAGAUUUUUAAACAUUAAGAGUAUUUUAUGCUGAAAAAUAUAAAAAACGAAAAUUUUAAACAAAUAUUGCAGACCAGAUAUGCUGGGUGUUUAUAAAUAUUGCAGACCUAUAUGCUGGGUGUUUACUAAAGUACAAAGUUUCUAGUAUCCAGAUAAGAAAUGUUCAGAAAAAAAUUGCGUUUUGAAGUGUUACUUCAUAACUAAAUUUCAAGUCAGACAAAUAAUUAAGUUUAUGAUUGGUUGACUUUUUUUUUUAUAUUUAUGAGUGGUUGUCUCAUUUUUUUUUAUAUUUUUAAUUUUUUUAAUGAAGAGUUAUUUUUGUGCUACAUUAUCUUCUGUUUUUUUAUGUUCUGUGUUUUAUGUUCUAUUUGAUUUUGUUUUGUG
This is a messenger RNA of Hydra vulgaris (swiftwater hydra), 6214 nucleotides long. RefSeq names its product putative ATP-dependent RNA helicase TDRD12. Gene Ontology annotation, molecular function: ATP binding; nucleic acid binding. Gene Ontology annotation, biological process: germ-line stem cell division. NCBI's taxonomy places the organism in Eukaryota, Metazoa, Cnidaria, Hydrozoa, Anthoathecata, Hydridae. The record is from RefSeq and is a predicted model, not a curated record.